AUGCCGGGCAUAUCAAGUGAAGACAAAUUAGAAUACGCAGAGUGUCUCCAGAAAAAGAAAGAACUAGAAGAAAACCUAAUAAACCUGGAGCGACAAAUCUACCUUUUUGAAGGGAGCUACCUAGAGGACACAUCACAUUACGGUAACAUCAUAAGAGGUUGGGACGGGUACCUCAGUACCAAGAACAACGUGCUGAACAAAGAAAGGAGAGAUAAGAAGUUCAAGGAGUCAGAGAGGUUGUUCAGUAAGAGUUCGGUCACCUCAGCUGCUGCUGUUAACAGUAACAGUACGGAGAGCGAUGUUGAGAGCGAGCAACAGUUUAUUCAGAAGAAGAAUAAGAAGUUCAAGUUGAAGAAGAAGGAGGCUCCUUAUUGA
Molecule: messenger RNA, 375 nt
Organism: Bolinopsis microptera
Lineage: Eukaryota; Metazoa; Ctenophora; Tentaculata; Lobata; Bolinopsidae
Product: chromatin modification-related protein MEAF6-like
Exons: 1
Coding region: 1-375 (124 amino acids)
Cellular component (GO): NuA4 histone acetyltransferase complex
Source: RefSeq, a predicted model, not a curated record